UGUUAUGGGUUUACUUCUCUUCACUGUAGUUGCAUUCCUGGCGUGGUUUCCUUUCAUCUCAGUAUUCCAGACUCGUAUGCUCUUUAGCCAAGCGAUUGCAGAGGUCUGCAGAUUUCUCGUAUUCUAGGAGGCCAAAGGAAAGAUCACACUUCUUAAAACAAUGAUGCAUGACUAUUCAAACAUUAGGAAUGCUAAGAUCCCGUUUUGAAUCAUUUCCUGGUGCUUUUAAUGCCUGUUUGAUCCCAGAGAAGAGGAGUGAACCAAAGAAGAAAGGAUUGAGGGACACUUUCUCCCACAACUUUGCUCAGCUCUCUUCAAACGAAGAGAAAGAAGCUGCUAGAUUUGCUCAGUUGUGGAACAAAAUAAUCAGUAGUUUCAGAGAGGAAGAUCUUAUAAGGAACAGGGAAAUGGACUUGCUGCUUGUCCCAUAUUGGGCUGACCAUGAUUUGGACCUUAUUCAGUGGCCUCCUUUUCUGCUUGCAAGCAAGACAAAAAUUGCAUUAGAUAUGACCAAGGAUAGUAAUGGUGAGGAUCAGGAGCUGAAGAAGAGAAUUGGGACUGACCCUUAUAUGUCUUGUGCUGUUAAGCAAUGCUAUGCUUCAUUUAGGAACAUCAUUAUGUCCUUGGUUGAGGGGAUCGUGAGAAAAAGUAAGGUUAUACAGUACAUGUUUGGUGAAGUUGAAAAACUUAUAGAAGAGGGUACAUUAAUUAGGGAAUGCAAAAAGAGUGCCCUUCCUAGCCUCUAUGAACACUUUGUGAAGCUAAUCAAAUAUUUGUUAGAUAAUAAACAAGAGGAUAAGGAUCAAGUUGUAAUUACUUUCCAGGACAUGCCGGAGGUGGUGUCAAGAUAUAUACUGAUAGAGGAUCAAAUACCCAGCUCCUUUUUUACAGGUGGUGUCAAGAGUUAUUUUUCUUGUCAAAAAAUAAUAGAUCAAAGUGUUUUAACUCCAUACUACACGGAGGAGGUUCUUUUCUCUUUGAAAGAGCUGGAAUCACCAAAUGAAGAUAGUGUUUCAAUCCUCUUUUAUUUGCAAAAGAUAUUUCCAGAUGAAUGGAAUAACUUUCUUGAGCGAGUAAAAUGCCUUAGUGAAAAAGAACUUAAAGGAUCUGAUGAACUAGAAGAAGGGCUCCGCCUCUGGGCAUCAUGUAGAGGCCAAACUUUGACUAGAACUGUGAGAGACAUGAUGUACUAUCUGAAAGCUUUGGAACUGCAGGCUUUUCUUGAUAUGGCCCAACAUGAAGGCUAUAAGGCAAUCGAAUUAAAUGUGGAUGAUAACAAGGGAGAAAGAUCAUUGAUGAUGCAGUGUCAAGCCGUUCCUGAUAUGAAAUUCACGUAUGUCGUUUCAUGCCAACAAUACAGUAUUCAAAAGAGAUCUGGUGAUCAUCGUGCACAGGACAUUCUGAGGCUAAUGAUAACGUAUCCCUCACUUUGUGUAGUAUACAUUGAUGAGGUUGAAAACCAGAAGAUCUAUCACUCUGUUUUGGUGAAGGCUGCACCAAAGUCAAUUGAUUCUCCAGAUCCAAUUCAAAGUUUGGACGAGGAAAUUUAUCGUAUAAAACAUCCUGGACCUGCUAUUUUGGGUGAGGGAACGCCAGAAAAUCAAAACCAUGCUAUUAUAUUCACCCGUGGGGAAGGCUUGCAAAUAAUAGAUAUGAACCAGGAUAAUUACAUGGAAGAAGCCUUAAAAAUGAGGAAUUUGCUGCAAGAAUUCCUUAAAAAGCAUGAUGCCGUGAGGUAUCCGACCAUUCUUGGACUUAGAGAGCAUAUAUUUACUGGAAGUGUUUCUUCACUUGCUUGGUUCAUGUCAAAUCAGGAGACCAGUUUUAUGACAAUUGGUCAAAGACUGUUAGCCAACCCUCUGAAGGUUCGAUUCCAUUAUGGUCAUCCAGAUGUGUUUGAUAGGCUCUUUCACCUUACUAGAGGAGGUGUAAGUAAAGCAUCCAAGGUUAUCAAUUUGAGUGAAGAUGUGUCUGCUGCUUUCAAUUCUACACUUCGAGAAGGCAAUGUUACCCAACAUGAAUACAUACAAGUCGAAGGGAAGGGAAGGGAUGUCGGCCUGAGUCAGAUUUCUAUGUUUGAAUCUAAGAUAGCUAAUGGCAAUGGGGAGCAGUCACUGAGUCGAGAUAUAUAUUGGCUUGGACAUCGGUUUGACUUUUUCCGAAUGUUGUCAUGCUAUUUCACUACCAUUGGAUUCUACUUUGGUAUAUUGCUAACUGUGAUCACUGUGUAUGUGUUCCUGUAUGGUCGUCUCUAUCUUGUACUUAGUGUUGAAAAUUCAGAUUUAAUUGAAAUCCCAAGAUUCUUGUAUUUAGCAAUAAUUAUAGGGAUAGCAGUAAUCAUAGGGAGGAAGGGGAAAUUGAGUCAUCUCCUUGGUACUAGACCUAAGAGGGGAGAUCCUAAAUUCGACGCUUGGGAUGAAGAGGACUCCACGGUCAUGUCUUGGCUAGGGAAUUCCAUGCUGCUAGAAAUCAAUGAUACGUUUAUGUUUUUGCCAACGUCUAAAGAAAUAUGGGAAGCAGCAAAAGAAACUUAUUCUAAGAAUUUGAUUGAAAAGGAUCGAAUUUAUGAUUUCCUCGUUGGUUUACAUGUUGAGUUUGAUCAGAACCUGAAGUUUAGUAGUGAAAAGACAUUUGCCUUCAAUAUUGCAAAUUCAGAAAUUGGCAGAAUAGAGUCUUGGUCCUCAAACAAGGAUAAUCUCUGGUGUAACUACUGCAAAAAGUCUUGCCAUACCAAAGAGCAAUGUUGGAAACUUCAUGGAAAACCAAAAAGUUCUCAGUGGAAUAAAGGUCCUAGAGGAGGAACACAGCGAAGCCAGGCGAAUAUGACUCAAUCCAGAGAGGAUAGGUCACAUGAUUCCAGCGGUGAAGAGAAGCAUGAAUUUAACAAAGAAGACAUUGGAGGGUUGAGGUUACUCCUUGAUUCAUUGCAAAAGUCUACACGUACCUACUCCCUAGCAAAUUCAGGUAAACUUCAUUCCUUAUAUGCUUUAAGUGCCUUUAGUUCAGAUUUUUCAAAUACCUGGGUUAUUGACUCCGGGGCAACCAACCAUAUACCCGUUCUUCACACAAAUUUCUCACAUACCAUCCCUGUUCUAGCAACCGAAAAGUAUCUAUCAGAUGCAUGA
Molecule: messenger RNA, 3125 nt
Organism: Pistacia vera
Lineage: Eukaryota; Viridiplantae; Streptophyta; Magnoliopsida; Sapindales; Anacardiaceae
Product: callose synthase 3-like
Biological process (GO): (1->3)-beta-D-glucan biosynthetic process
Cellular component (GO): 1,3-beta-D-glucan synthase complex; plasma membrane
Molecular function (GO): 1,3-beta-D-glucan synthase activity
Source: RefSeq, a predicted model, not a curated record